AUGAUUUUUUUGAUACCUUCUGAAAAUCGAACAAUUUGGUUCCCAUUUGCUUCGCUAAAUGAUGUUCCCGAAAAUUUGCGAUUUUUUGUGAUCUUUGAAUUAUUUUUGAAUAUAUUCUGUGGUUUUCUAAUUCUUCGAUGUGUCAAAGUUAUGCUAACUUCAAGAGUGAUUCAUUUGAAUCUGAGCUUGAUUAUUUGUUUAUUAUGGCUACAGUGGUUUGAGGUACUCUUCGCGAAAAUUAUAAUUAUUCCCUAUCAAUAUGGAUUCAUCGAUUUUCCAUCAAUAACAUCUUGGUGGACUCUAGAUUCAGGGGAGAUGAAGGAAUUUGAAAAUUUUAAAGAUGUGCUUUGGUUGUAUGUUGCAGCUCUGUUACUUUGGCAUUAUUUGAAUUCAGUUUUGAUUGGAACAGGUGGAGUUGUUAUUGAAAGGUUGUUUGCGACAUAUUUUAUAAAGUUUGUUGGUUUUGAGGAAUUUUUAUAUAUAAAAUGUGAAACUUUUCAGUGACUACGAGCAGAAAUCAAGAAAACAAAUCCCGAUUCUGAUUCUCACCACAACUCAUAUAUUUUCAAUAACAUUUUCAAUUCUCUCAAUCGAAUCGAAACUUCCACUAACAUUUGCAUUCGGUCUUUCGAUCUUUAUAAUGAUCACAUUUUUUUCGGUAACUUCAAAACUUCUCAAACAAAUUUCAAAAUUUUUUUUUUGUUCCAGGCAUAUUUCAUAGUUCUAUUCAUCAAUCAGCAUUUCGAGAGGCGGCCAAAAUUUUCAUUGAGUCAAAAAUUUCAAGUGAAUGAAAACUUGCGAGCCCUGAAAAUGUUUCGAAAAUUUGUGUGGAUUUUGAGUGGCUACAUUUUCCUAGCUGCCGGGCUCUUUCUUUUGCUCAUUUUUAAACUUGCACCAUUUCCAGCGCUGACAAGUCAUGUUUUAGAAGAUUUGAUCUAUUUGUGAGUUCCACUAACUGUAUUGAAAAAAGUUUGAAUUUAGAAAUCAUAUAUUCUUCGUUCCUGGUUUGAUUUAUUGCUCAGAUCAAUGGCAUCAAGAAUUCUGGAGUUUUCUACCAUUUCGAAAAAGGAAAAUCAAUCAAACACCAACAAUUAUUAAACAUAAUGAUGAAGCACAAAUUUAUUUUACACAAUUAAAAAACGCGUGGAUCUAG
Caenorhabditis angaria is the source of this 1153-nucleotide messenger RNA. The record is from the annotation of a GenBank genome assembly. Lineage: Eukaryota; Metazoa; Nematoda; Chromadorea; Rhabditida; Rhabditidae.